UAAAGCUGUGUGUGUGUGUGUGUGUGUGUGUGUGUGUGUGUGUGUAAUGUACACGUCUGAGCCACCUCGCAGCUCAGUACACAUCAAGAGAUUGACUGAAGUGCUGGUUCUCUUUCACUGAUGGAUAAAAAGAAGAAAGGAAAGACAACAGGACAGAAGGAUCUCCUGCGUGUCUCCGUCCACCUGCUGAUCUUUUUCUCAUUGUUUCUUUUUUGUGGAAAACCAGCAAGUUGUUUUUAGCUUUUAUGCUAACACUUCUGGCCUUUUAACUUCUAUUCACGAGGAAUAGAAAAAGGCUGGAAGAAGCGACUUCAGAGGAACCCGAGAUAAGAAAGGAGGAGGUUUCAAAGUAGGACCUUGUGCUUGGUUUUCCUGUCCUUCUAAGGUGAACUUGUGGCUGUAGUCUGUUUGUGAGGCAAAUUUGGAGGACUCUUUCUCUCUCUCUCUCUUUCUCUUUCUCUCUCUCUUACGCACACACACACACACACGUUUGCAUGCACACACACUUUCUCCAGCUUCUAAGCUCCCUCCAGGUCAAUGUGACAGUUUCUUCAUCUUUCUUUUCAUCCCCUGGAUGCUCCAACAGAAACAAGUGGACUAAAAAAGGAGGGAAAGAAAACGUACGAGGAGAAAAGCACAGCCAUGUCGUUGUAGUAGGAGGAGCGAGGAGUAAUAUAGUACAAGUGCUUUUCCCUCCUGGAGAAGGAGGCUGAACCAUUAGAACAGGAGGGGAGGAGGCUGUGUGUGAGUGACAGAUCGCACCCCACAGGUGGAGGCAGGUCUGAGGAAGAAGAGAGAGCGAGAGAGAGAGAGAGAGAGAGAGACCGAGAGAAGGGAAAGGAGGAGGAAAAGAAGGAGAAGGAGUGCAGGAGCAGACAGUCGAGAGUGUGAGAGAGCCAGCUGACCCACAAUGAGCCACUGCAGGAAGAGGUGCAAGCGACAGCUGACCAAAGUGGCCCGCUUCUUUUACAGGUUCCUCACAGGGACACUGACCCAAGACAGCAUCGAGGAUGAUUUUGAACUCUCUACUGUGUGCCACCGGCCUGAGGGUCUGGAGAAACUGCAGGAGCAAACCAAGUUCACCAAGAAAGAGCUGCAAGUGCUCUACAGGGGCUUUAAAAAUGAAUGUCCCAGUGGCGUUGUGAAUGAGGACACCUUUAAGAUUAUCUACUCCCAGUUCUUCCCACAAGGGGAUUCGAGUAUGUAUGCACAUUUCCUUUUCGAGGCAUUUGACACUAACAAGAAUGGAUCGGUUAGUUUUGAGGACUUUGUCAUUGGCCUGUCCAUCAUCCUCAGGGGGACAAUAAUUGAUCGGCUCAACUGGGCAUUCAAUCUUUAUGAUCUCAAUAAAGAUGGGUGUAUCACCAAAGAGGAGAUGUUAGACAUCAUGAAGUCAAUCUAUGACAUGAUGGGGAAAUAUACGCAUCCCUGCAUGCAAGAGGACGCUCCCAGAGAGCAUGUGGAGAGCUUCUUUCAGAAAAUGGACCGUAACAAUGAUGGUGUGGUCACCAUUGAUGAGUUCAUUGAGUCAUGCCAAAAGGACGAGAACAUCAUGCAGUCCAUGCAGCUGUUUGACAACGUCAUUUAGAAUCACGCUCUGGUGGAGAGGAGAAUGCAAGAGCCUGAGAGAAGUGACCAAGACCUUCAAAUUGGUCAACCAAAAGCUACUUCCUCCUCCAUAUCCCCUCUUCACCCAGCCAGAGGACCGCCAUCAUUCUGUUUCUUUCUUUCUCCCAGAGACAUAGUGGAAGAUGAUGCACCAGGGCUGGCUUCUAGAUCCACUUCAAUAACUUGUUUUUCUUACAUCCCUGAAAGCAUUAAACAUAUUAGCUGGACUCAAGAUGAAGCCAGCUUGACACAUUUCACAUGUAACCGGAAACUCUGAGGAACAUGAAGUGACGAUAGAAGUGAAAGGAACUGGCCGACCAACAUCUAGCUAGAAGUUAUGGCCGAUGGUGGUGGUUUUUUUUGUUUGUUUGUUUUUGUUUUUUUAAAUAACUGACUGAUUUUUCUUACCGCAUGAUGUCAAAUAACCUACACUAUGUAACGUACCUAUUUACCGAGCUAGUCCAAAGCUUGUCUGUUGUCAAAUGGCCAUCCACAUGUGCCUCGCUCAGACUGCGUGCUGUCGUGUGCGCCAUUCAAGUUCCUCCAUUCAGCAGCCAAUAGAAAUAGAAACAGUCUAUGCCUGUACAUUCCAGACGAGUCUGUAGAAAAAGUGACUCCUUGGCCUUGAAGUCCUUAGCGCUUAGCAGUUCGGACUGUUUUUUCUUUCUCUGGUAAGAGAGUUUUUGUCCUUUUCAGCCCAUGAAGUGUCUCAUUAAGUAGAGAAGUUUCCCAUGUAUCGUGUAAAAACAGCAGAGUGGAGCUAUGCUGCAUUAAUGCUACCCUAUGUUCUCACUGUGAACGCACAUAAAAUAUGAAUCGUGAACUCAUUACUGCUGGUAGGAUGCACUAAUGAUAAAUUCAAUGUUUUACAUCCCUCCUUUUCCACGUAUCUUAUUCAUAAAAAGAAUAUUUCACUAAUUUCAGGCAGAACUAAAGACCAGUGCUCAUAGGCAGCUCUGUAGGGCGUAGGGACCAGCAAGCUUGUCUGUGCACCGAGUGUCCAUCCAACACCAAAGACACCCACCAUGACCCAUACUAAAAAGAAUUUUUAAUUGAAAAAAAAAAAUGUAUGAAUAAAUACUUAUAGUAGGGUACAGUUGAAGGGAAGAGUGUGACAAUGGUAUGAAGUACCAAGUAGUGAAUAUUUUUGCAAAAUGGAAAAAUUUAAGCCCAACAAUUGUUAAUAUAUUAUCACAAUUGUAUGUAAUUUGAUUGAGCAUUUUAAGUCAAGCUUAGGAAUCAGCCUGUUUGCAUAUUUGGGGAAACUGUGGACUAAUAUGAUACCUUGCAUAUGUAUUCACCCUUUUGUAUUGUUACGACCUGGAAUUGAAAUGAAAUUAAUUGGGAUUUUUUACUAUUUGAUUUACACAUCAACUAUUUGAAUGCGUAAAAUACGUAUGUUUUACUGCAGGGUUAAUUAAACAAUCCAUAUUAACCCCCAAUUAGUCACUACUUGGUAGAGCCACUUUCUGCAAUUACAGAUGCAGGCCUUUUGGGAUAUGCCUCUAUCAGCUUUGCACAUCUGGAUUCUGAUGUUUUUGCAAAAUUGCUCAAGUUCAAUCAGAUUGAAUGGAGAAUUUUCAAGUCUUGCCACAGAUCUCAAUCAGAUUGAGGUCUAAGCUUUGACUGGGCCAUUCUAACACAUCCAUGUUCUUGGUUUUGAACCACUCCGGUAUAGCUCUCGCAAUAUGCUCUUGGAAGGUGAGAGUCCAUCACGGUCUCAAGCCUGGAACUGGAACAGGUAGACUGGAACAUGUUUUCUUUUUAGGAUUGCCAUGUAUUUGGCUCCACCCAUCUUAGCCUCAACCCUGACUAGUUUACCGGUCCCUGUUGAUGAAAAGCAUCCCCACUAUGUGAUGCUACCACCAUCAAGCUUCAUUGUGUGGAUGGUGAUCUCAGGGUCAUGAGCAGCAUUGGGUUUUCAUCAAACGUAGUGCUUUGAACUUUGAAAAGGUCAGUUUUGGUCUCAUCAGACCAGAGAACCUUUUUCCUUGGUUGCAUCUCUUCUCUGUCUGUUGCCCUCCUUACCUGGUCAGUCACUUUUGGUGGACUUUCCACCUGGGAUUCUUAUUAGCGCGAUAUCUCAAGAACGAGUGGUUGAACGCUUGUAGGAUUUCUAUGGAUUUGUCAUUGUAAGACUUGUUUUGAUAGAUCCUUGGUCUUCGUGAUGCUGUUUGUUUUAGGUAUGCUCCCUGACAACCUCGGGAGGCUUCCUGUAACAGGUCUAUUUAUAUUGCGCUCAUGUGACAGUUUAAUUGCACACAGAUGAACUCCAUUCAGCUAAUUAUGUGAGUUCUGAUGGCAACUGUUUUGCAAAUGUGGAACAUUUAAACAGGGUGGGGGGGGAAAGGGGACGGAUUGUAUAUACAUAUGCAAGGCACUGUACAAUGGAUUGCACAUUAAAUGUCAGUGAAAGCCCAGGAAUUUUAAUGAACUAUUAAUGAUAAAAAAAAUAAAUAAUAAUAAACAGUCAUAAAUCACUUUAUUAGGAAAUUAGAGUAGGAGCAAUUCUUUGUGAGGUGUGGGCUUCAAUUAUGCAUGCAAGCAUUUCUUAAUAAUGCGGCAUUCAGGCAUUUCAAUCAAUGUCACAUUUACAAAUACAACAGCUAUGUGGUCGUUCCAUCUUUAAGCAAUGAAAUCUAAAGGUUUGAGGGAUGCGUGAGGUUUACAUUACAAUGAGUUACUUCUAAUCAGCUAUAUUCAGUGUUGAGAGGAGUAGGUAUGCCAGAACACAAUGGACUUAAAUAUUUAAGCAAUAAUUUUUGAUUAAUGUCGGCCAGUAUUGCCACUUAACCGUAUCUAUUUAGCCCAUCAAUGUAGAGUGGUGAUAUUUGUUUACUAUUCAAAGCUCCAAUCAGCACAAUUUAUUUAAAGGUUUAUGCAAAUGUUCUCUUCUAAAUGCCACAAAGGAUUGUGUGCUGCAAAAAAAAAAAAAGGUUUUGCAUCCUCAUUAGAACAUUUUCCCUCCUCAAAGGUCAAACCAUAGCAGAUGUUACAACACAAUCGUGUUGCUUUCUGCACCAUUUUCUGAUGGCUUACAAGGACAGAAGGAAUGUAUGAAGGUAUGUUUAGAAUAUGGUGUCUUGGCAAAAGAUGAAUUAAAUGAAAACUGUUUCACCUUAUUAAAGGUAUUUUAGCAACGUUAAUCUCUCAACUCUAUGCGAACGUCCUUGUAAAAAAAAAAAAAAAAAAAACACAAAAGGAAGGAUACGCAUAGUGAUCAUAUUUUAAGAAUUAAUCCAAAGAACUGUUAUUUGACAUGAUCAAAUAAAUGUACUGGCUCUAACAAAAUAUUUCACAAAAGAAGCACAGAUUUUGUCCAUUUGGGAAUAAAAAAGCAUAAAAGGACAAACGAUUGUCCCUGAAAACAUUGCAUAAAGGCUGUGACCAGUGAGUGCUCACAUAUUCACUGGCCAAACAGAUGUUCAGGUCGUCUUUUAUCUACCACAAUUAAUGCUGGAAGUUUUUCCAAGGACGUGUGUUAAUGUGUACACGCUGAGCUGGAGUUACUCAUAGGCGUCUUCUGUUGUGGAGGGAAAACUCAUUUAGUUUCUUAAUGUGUGUUGCGUUGACUAAAAUCAUCAGAGCAUCAUGUAAUUUGACAGAGUGGAUGUCCAGGGCUUUGAUUCUGGUUGGCAGACAGCUCCAUCUCCCAGUUUUCCAAAAUGCAUUAGGGUUUGUUUUUUUUUUAAUCCCCAAUUCAGCAUCAAUGGACAGUGUUGUUCAGGCAGUCGCUCCUGUGGUACCUGUUCAAACUCGCAUGAAAAAUAAUAAUAAUCUGCUGUAUUAACUGUUUCUUAGCUAGUCUCAACUGGUUGCACUGCAAACAAAAAAGAAAACCGUGUAUAUUUUGUACAGAGACAAUAAAAAAAAACUACAACUGCUAUGCAA
Messenger RNA from Pangasianodon hypophthalmus (striped catfish), 5499 nucleotides. Its product is annotated as Kv channel-interacting protein 2. Gene Ontology annotation, molecular function: potassium channel regulator activity; calcium ion binding. Bases 911 to 1588 code for a protein of 225 amino acids. Gene Ontology annotation, cellular component: voltage-gated potassium channel complex. Gene Ontology annotation, biological process: regulation of potassium ion transmembrane transport. Lineage: Eukaryota; Metazoa; Chordata; Actinopteri; Siluriformes; Pangasiidae. The record is from RefSeq and is a predicted model, not a curated record. The transcript has 8 exons.